UUUUUUUUUAUAUAUAUACUUCUUCCUUUGUUUGUUCACUACGUCUUUUUUAGUUCUCCUUUUAUUUCUUCUAUUUCUUCUAUAUCCUCUGCGUUAUCAUUGUAUUGUAUAUGCUUCUAUAUAUUAUUUUGCUUCAAGUAGGUAACUAUGGAGUUGCCCUGUAGAGACUUAUAAGUUUACUUAUCUUGGUACCUAGUAGGUACACCUGUCCCUCGCGCGGGGCAGUGUAACUGUCCCAGCCUUAGCCUAGCUUUUGGUUGAUAAGCGAAUUGCAGCGCUUGGGAGUUUUUAAUCUUGAUUCGAAUCUGGCUGGAUAUCUGCUGGCCUAGCCGCAUUUCAUCGACUGCCUUCUCCAUAAUAAGAGGGUAGGUGGUAAGUUGAAUGCCCUAAGGCGUCAAAUGCGCAAAUACGCCUUCGCAAAUGGAGAUCCCAACGUACCGACGAGCCCCUAAUUUUUCAAUUCCACCAAACGGUCCGCUGAAACUAGGCACAAUAGUUGAAGACCUCAAGGAACUCCUACCUCUCAACCAAUCCAAGCAGGUAGACAUCCCGGCGGGUAACACCUACUACACGAAAGACAAGGGUUUUUCUAUAACAUUCGAGAAGAUACGCGAGCACGAGCUCGGAGCCGUAGCGCGAAUUUUCGGACUGGAAAGUCUGGGCGAAAUCGGUACCAAAUAUCAAAGAAACGCCGAAACUGCUGUUUAUAUCCGCGAGCUCGAGACGUCGCAUUUUUACCCGUCUGUGGAAUAUAUCGGCGCUUCUCUUGCCCUAGGCGAUGUAAAAACGUACAUGGAAGUGACGAAGAAGAGAUACCCCGUGUACAUGAUCACAGGACUGAAAAUCGCACACGGCGCUUCUUGGUCCCUAUCAAGGGAUAGCAGCGUGGGGGCUACCCUAGAGGUCACUGUCCCAGAACCUACCACGGUCGUCGCUGCUGGCCCUAAGCUCUCGUCUACUGUUUCGUCGAAAAAGACCACUUCGGUGGAGGAAGCCGACUCGUUCGUCCUGGCCUACCGCGCGACUAAGAUCUGGUAUAAGUGGUAUAAUAAAAGUGAGACCAAAUCACGAUCAUAUUUGGCUGGAGCGACCAUGGCGGGUGACGGCGUCCCUAUGGCUCGGCAAGAUGGAGAGUAUCAGAUAGCUCGAGACGUUGGGAUAGAAACAGAGGAUACAGAAAAUGCGAAAACUGCGGCAAAUAUAGAAGGUAACACAAAAGAUGCAGCAAGGAGGGGGAAUGCGAAAUAUGGCGAGGAUGUGGUGUUAGUUAAAAAAUGCGUAGCUGGCAUUGAGCCAUCGAAAUGGAUCAUACCGCGCUAUAAGGAAUCUGCACCUUGAAGCUUCAAAAGAUGUCAGUAAAUAGUCAUGGUAGAAUAGUAAACAGGAAGAUAGGGGCUUACAUAUCAGACUUCAUAUUAACAGAAAUCAAAGACACUCUUACUGGAUUGAAA
This is a messenger RNA of Hypoxylon trugodes, 1451 nucleotides long. RefSeq lists its product as uncharacterized. NCBI's taxonomy places the organism in Eukaryota, Fungi, Ascomycota, Sordariomycetes, Xylariales, Hypoxylaceae. The transcript has a single exon. The record is from RefSeq and is a predicted model, not a curated record. The coding region runs from base 421 to 1338 and encodes 305 amino acids.